Molecule: messenger RNA, 906 nt
Organism: Colletotrichum spaethianum
Lineage: Eukaryota; Fungi; Ascomycota; Sordariomycetes; Glomerellales; Glomerellaceae
Product: benzaldehyde lyase
Exons: 2
Coding region: 1-906 (301 amino acids)
Biological process (GO): L-valine biosynthetic process
Cellular component (GO): mitochondrion; acetolactate synthase complex
Molecular function (GO): thiamine pyrophosphate binding; flavin adenine dinucleotide binding; magnesium ion binding
Source: RefSeq, a predicted model, not a curated record
AUGGCAUUCCAGUUGAAGUACCCAAAGAACCCCGCUGUUGAGGCCAACAUCAAACUCAUCGACGUGCGCCACGAAACUGUCGCUGUACAAGCGGCCGAGGGCUGGGCCAAAGUCAACGGCAAUAACAAGCCAGGACUAUGCUUCAUCACCGCAAACUCUGGCUUCUGUAACGGCUUGCCGGGUCUCAGCACCGCCUUUGCAGAUCGGUCCCCCGUAUUUUGCAUCACCAGCUCGCCGCCGUUGCGAGAUGCCGAGACCAACACUCUCCAAGGCUUUCACGACCAGGUCGUCUUGUCGAAGCCUGUGACCAAGUUUUCUCACCGUGCCACGACCGUCGCCGAGAUCCCUCGGAUUGUGAGCUUGGCAUGGCGAGCAACGACUGCAGGAGCGCCUGGGCCGGUGCUUGUUGACUUCCCAAUUGAUGUGCUUUUCACGCCUGUCCAGGUGGAGAGCAUUGCCUGGGGAUCGGUUACAGCGGCACCGACGUUCUAUCCAGCCCCCAAUGCUACAGCUAUAGAUCAGGCGAUAAAUCUGUGGGAAAAGGCGAAACGACCAGUCAUCAUUGUAUCCACUGGUGCUGCUAGGGCAGUAGAUGAAGUCAUAAGGCUUGCGGAGGCAACUAACACGCCAGUGUUCCACUCUCCCAAAUUCUCGACAACGAUCCAGCAUUCACAUCCUGUGUUUGCUGGUGCGGCGACUCAGCUGCCAUUUUUGCUCGCUGAGAGACAGGCUCCUGACUUCGUCCUUCUGCUGGGAGCCAGGACUGGGUUCCUCCUCGGUGGCAGAAGUGGCGCAAUCGUGCCGGACGAGGAACAUGCAAAGGUCGUGCAGGUGGAUCUUGAUGGGAGCGAGAUCGGUCGUUCGAGGAAGAUUGAUGUGAGUUCUACGUCUCGGAGCUACGAAUAA